This is a messenger RNA of Umbelopsis ramanniana AG, 1553 nucleotides long. RefSeq lists its product as uncharacterized. Gene Ontology annotation, molecular function: phosphatase activity. The coding region runs from base 67 to 1395 and encodes 442 amino acids. Lineage: Eukaryota; Fungi; Mucoromycota; Umbelopsidomycetes; Umbelopsidales; Umbelopsidaceae. The transcript has a single exon. Gene Ontology annotation, biological process: dephosphorylation. The record is from RefSeq and is a predicted model, not a curated record.
UUAUAAUCGAGUCAUGUUUUGUACCUCCCCUCGGUAUCUUUUUCCUCUUCCGCGUUUCACAUCCAUAUGACUACCCCAUCUCAAGUCGUUGCUGUGUUUGUCUUGACUCGACAUGGCGACCGUACAGCAAAUUAUGGCAAUCCAUGGAACUUUACUGAAGCUGCAGAUGAACUCACACCCCUUGGGAAAACCAUGCUCUACAAUCAAGGGCAAUUCAUUCACUCUGUCUACUUUGACGCAGCAUCUACCACCAUGAUCAAGAACAUUUCAUCCAUCUACACCAUGUCGCAGGUGACGACGUUAGCGUCAGAUAAUGAGGUGAUUCUCGCCUCGGCCACCGCAUUCCUUCAAGGCGUGUACCCUCCAACUGCGACCUCCACUGAUCCCUCCAUGAAUUCCACGCUAGCAAAUGGUACAGCUUACUAUCCACCCUUAGGAGGCUAUCAGUAUAUCCCGAUAAACACAAUGCCUGACAGCAGCGACAUUGUUCUGGAUGGUUGGGUGGAUUGUACAGCAAUGAAAAACGGGUUUGCCAGCUUCCAGAAAAGCCAGACGUGGCAGGACAAGGUAACGGAAACACAGUCAUUUUUUACCAAUUUGGCUCCGCUCCUCGGCGGUCGGCCAAGUAGUCUGGCCAAUGUGUACUCUAUUUAUGACUACCUCAAUUAUCAAUACACCUAUAAUUCAACACUUGCGCAAUCCCUCGGUGUUGACAAUUACCUGUACCUCAAGUCGUUGGCUAAUUGGUAUGAAUACAACACCUAUGGGGGUAACUACGAUAGCAUUAAUACCAUUGCUGGCGCUACGUUUGCUUCCCAACUCUACAACGACAUUAACACCACCAUCACAAGCUCAACCAAGUCACCUAAAUUCACUUACUACGCAGAUGGUUUUCAAACGUUCAUCUCCUUCUUUGACUUAUACAAUCUAACCGACAGCAACCCCGAAUUCCAAUCUAUCACAGAGUUUGGAUCUGCUUUGGUAUUCGAGGUAUCCACUCAGGCAGCUGAGUCGGUUCAAUUUUCAGACUAUACGGUUCGGAUGCUAUACAAGAACGGUACAGAUCAAGGUUCAGCAUUGGUGCCUUACGGGCUUUUUGGUCUGAACAGUGGGGGGAUGCCAUUGGACCAAUUUAUGGAGAACAUUAGUGCUCGAUCGGUGAACAAUCUGACAGCCUGGUGCUCUCAGUGCGGCAACAGCUUUUCUAGAGGAUGUCAAAACUUGGUGACUACUUCAUGUCCUUCUGAUCGAGUUUCUCCCGUUGGUGCUGGAUUCAUUGGUGCGGUAGUUGCCCUGGUGGCCGGUUCUAUUGGAGCUUUACUUUUCAUUCUAUCCCGACGCCGAAGUGCCCGAAACAUGGAGUCCAGCAGAGCCCUCAAGAUGAACAGAAUCUAACGCAACAAAGCGCGGUAGAAAAGUGCUGUUGACCGAUUUUCGUAAUCCGACCUAGGACAAGUUUCUCCAUCCUACUCUAGUGACCGCAACCUGAGCCAACUUAAUUUUUUUUUCUUUCCAUAUAAUCGCUAUAGCGUAGCAUAUCAAUACAAUUUUAU